AUGCUUAAAAUUGGAGCAAGAAUAAAAAAUGCAGUGAGAACGCUGACGUCGUCAUCAGGUCGAAAUGCCAGUCCAAAAUUGGCACCACUUCAAGAAGCUGCUUUAGAAGAGCGUUGUAUUUUGGUAGACGAAUUUGAUAAACCAAUCGGUGGUGCGUCCAAAAGAAAUUGUCAUAAAGUAAAUGCUGAUGGAGAUGUACUACUCCACAGAGCGUUUAGUAUAUUUUUAUUCAAUAAUUCUGGAGAUUUAUUGUUACAAAAACGAUCUGCGAAUAAGAUAACAUUUCCCAGCUAUUAUACAAAUACAUGCUGCAGUCAUCCACUGAUGGAAAUUCCUGGUGAAAAUGAAGAGACCGAUGCAAUUGGAGUACGCAGAGCGGCUCGUCGUCGCUUGUUUUAUGAGCUAGGAAUUCCUACAAGUGAAAUAGACUUGAAUGAAUUCUACUAUUUAACGAGAAUUCAUUACCAUGCAUUAGGCGAUGGUACGUGGGGUGAACAUGAGAUUGACUAUGUCUUGUUUUUACAAAAAAACAAAGUAACACUAGAUCCAAAUCCCGACGAGAUCAGCGAAAUACGCUGGGUAUCUAAAUCAAAUAUUAAUAAUUUCCUUAACGAUUGUCACGCACCUCUUACUCCUUGGUUCCAGCUAAUUCUUACACACAGAUUACCUUUGUGGUGGGACAAUUUAAAUAGUCUGCACAAGGUACAGGAUCGUGAUACCAUUCAAAGAUUCACUUAG
Cotesia congregata is the source of this 738-nucleotide messenger RNA. NCBI's taxonomy places the organism in Eukaryota, Metazoa, Arthropoda, Insecta, Hymenoptera, Braconidae. The record is from the annotation of a GenBank genome assembly.